Molecule: messenger RNA, 1651 nt
Organism: Ananas comosus (pineapple)
Lineage: Eukaryota; Viridiplantae; Streptophyta; Magnoliopsida; Poales; Bromeliaceae
Product: protein SLOW GREEN 1, chloroplastic-like
Exons: 2
Coding region: 70-1149 (359 amino acids)
Molecular function (GO): protein binding
Source: RefSeq, a predicted model, not a curated record
CCAGUCUCCCGCUUCUUCUUCUUCCUUAGUAGUACCCCACUUUUCGUUUUGAUUCUCCAAACUCCAACAAUGGAGUCGCUGUGCCGAUCCCCUCUCUCUCCGAACAAACCCCUCCUCUCCUCCCGCCCCGUCGUCUUCUCCAAAACUCCCCUCCUCCUCCUUUCACCCUUCCCCUCCAAACCCCCUCCUCUUCCCCUCCGCGCCUCGCACCGCUCCCCCGCACCCUCCCCCAAAACCCUAGACCCCUUCCUCUCCCUCCUCAGACCCGUCGCCGCACUCGCCGUCGCCGCCUUCCUCCUCGCUCGCUUCCCCAACCAUCCCCGAGCCGCCGCCGCCGCCGCCGCCACCGCGGCGGUCUCCUUCUCCCCCUCCACCACCGUCCAUGCGGAGACCUUCCCCUCCUCCUCCUCCUCCUCCUCCUCCUCCUUCUCCUCCUCCUCAAGUGAAUCGUCGGCCCUCGUCGAUCCCGAAAAGGAGCGGCUCCUCGAGGAGCGCCUCGCCUCCCACCCGGACGACGCCGACGCGCUCCGUGCUCUAAUGGAGCUCAAGAUCAAGGCCGGUAAGCUCCCCGACGCCAUCGCCAUCGUCGACCGCCUCAUCCUCCUCGAUCCCAGCGACGCAGACCUCCCCCUCCUCAAAUACCACCUCUACUGCUCCAAUGGCGACGCCGCGGUGGCGAGGCGAGGCUUCGAGGAGCUCCUGGAGAAGGAUCCGCUGCUCGUCGAGGCCUAUCAUGGCCUCAUACUGGCCUCCUCCCAAUCAGGGAACCCUGAGGAACUAGAUCUCAUCGCAAAGAGAAUUGAGGGCGCCAUGGAAGCGUGCAAGAAGGAGAAGAGAAAGGAUGAUUUGAGGGACUUCAAGCUACUGACGGCGCAGAUUAAGGUUAUACAGGGGAAGUACGAAGAUUCGCUCAAGAUCUACGGUGAUUUGGCGAGGGAGGAGCCGAGUGAUUUCCGGCCCUACCUGUGUCAGGGGAUUGUGUAUAGCUUGUUGAUGAAGAAGGAUGAGGCGGAGAAGCAGUUCGAGAAGUAUCGAAGGCUUGUUCCGAAGGGGCAUCCUUACGGCCGCUUCUUCGAUGACGGUAUGAUAGCUAUGAAAGUGUUUGGGCAGAUAGAAGAAAAUAGACGAAAGGAUGCUUUGAAGAGUUGAGGAACUCCUUUUUGCUUUGGAACACAUAGAUGAUGCAGCUGGAAUGAUUUAUCCUGAUCAACAUUAUUGAAGAACUUUGGCACGGUCUUAACACGCUCCGAUCGCUUGCUGCAUGCAUUACGAAGAAGUUUCUAAUCCAGCAUGUGUGCCUAUGUUUGAGGUUUCGAAAGCCGAGAAAUCGUCAGGCACACCAACUUUUUCUAGCUAACUAGGAUACCUUACGCUAGUUUUAGCAUGCCGAUAAUCAACACAGGUGCAAACAACGCAAAAAUUAUGCGUGAUUGUCGAAGAUUAAAGCAAAGUUAUGUGUGCGGCUUGUUUUCUUUCCUUGCAUGGCGUUUUUCUUGUGCUUGGACUUUUGAUUUGGUGGGAUAGGGCAACUACCAAAGCCGCCUUUCAUUUUCUUUCUUCUUUCUUUGCUCCCGAGCCAUCGCAACUUGCUCCAAUUGUAAUGUAUACUUGAAUUUUAAAGUAUUAAAAUUUGUUUGUUUCUCAUGCCUUA